Messenger RNA from Linum tenue, 2004 nucleotides. The record is from the annotation of a GenBank genome assembly. Lineage: Eukaryota; Viridiplantae; Streptophyta; Magnoliopsida; Malpighiales; Linaceae.
GGCCCAUAAUUCAUCGCUCUCCUUCAUUCUUGCUUUACCCUCGUCGUUAGUUUCGCUUGCUUCUGCUACUCGACUGGUUAGCAACCCGAGAGAACCGACCAGUUUGCCUCGCCGGACCUUCAAGAUGAGUCUUCUAAGAAACGGAAUCCGAUCGGCCUUCGCUCUCCGAAGCUCCGCUUCAGGACUUGGAUCUCCCCCGUUUCUCCUCCAAUCUGCGAAUCAUUUCUCCACCGAAGCAGGACGGCCUCUUUCCCCGGCAUCAGCGCCGGCAAACCCAUCCGUGGAUCCGUUCCUUCAGAAUCCUGGCACCGCAUACGGGAAAUUGUUCGGCAACACUAGGCAUACGCUGAAGACGGACAUUAUCAAUAUGCUAGAGGGCUGUGACUUGGGUCUUGAGGAUAUCAAAUUCAACUACACCCGUAGCUAUGGUCCUGUUGCAGUGCUAUUGCAGUUUCCUUCCCGUCAAGCCUACGACAAUGCAUUUAAGGUCAUUGCGAAGAAGGGUCGUUUAUACAGGCUGCAAAUGGCUAACCGUUCUGAGUGGGAUCUUCAACAGCCUUUCUAUGGAAAAACUGUUCUGGUGCAAGGAGUUCCUCCAAAUGCACAACUAGACGAUAUCGAACGCUUUUUGUCAGGCUUUGAUUUUGACUCAUCUUCCAUCCAAUUUAUAAGGCAAGGGAUGCCACCAAAUUCCAUAAGAACUGCUGUAGUGAAGUUUGCGUCCCAGGUGCAAGCAAUGAAUGCAUUGAUUUCCAAAAAUGGAGCCUUUUGUCUCAACAAUCGAGUUGUGAUGCGAGUUAUUCAGUAACGUCCGUGUUGCCUUAGCCUCGGCUACUGCAUCUUCAGUCUUCAUGGUGCUUGGGAAAGGACACAUCGAAUGUUACUGGGAGUAGUUAGUGAAGAAUUUGACAGACUUCUUUCUUUCACGUUGUUAGACACUUAAAUGAUCGCCACUUCCUUUCGGCUAUCAAAUUUCUUGCACCGCAGCUCAAGUUUAGGCUCGGAGUUGCCAACUUUUGACUCAGAGUUCAGUUUUACUAACAUUGGUUUAGUCGAAUUAUGUAUCUUCCCCGUUCCCCAUGCUAGUUGAACAGCGCAUGAGUAGGUUAAGAAAUAAAUGAGGCUUAUAGUUAAAAAGACCAUUUUCCUAACAGGGAAAAACCGUCUCCUCUAACUUUUGACACCCAAGCAGCCUUAUAUUUCAGGCACAAAACUUAGUGUUCUCAUAUGGUCUGCCAGAGAAUCCAAAACAUCAACAACUUCACCAAAUCUUCUGUUGUUUGAUCCAUCUUCUGCUCUAAAUCUACUCACCUCGUUCUUGAUCUCAACCCAACUACACCCGGGAUUCGUCUUAAGCCCUCUAUCUUUCAUCAACUUCCUCACCCUUGCAGUCUCACCCCAACACCUCUCGCCAGCAUACAACUUUGCAAGCUGCAAGUGUGUUGCGCCACACUCGGGUUCCAUCAACAGUUUUUGCUCUGCAGCUUGUAUCCCUGGCCAAACACUCCCAUGAAGCCGACAAGAAGAAAGAAGCGAGCCCCAUAUGACUGCAUUUGGAUCCAUCGGCAUUCCCUCGAUGACUCCUUGAGCCUCUUCCAGCAACCCAGCACGCCCAAGAAGGUCAACUAGGCAUGCGUAAUGGUCUACCUCAGGCGUCACGCCAUGUUCAUCUGCCAUUGAUUUGAAGUAAAUUCUUCCAUUCUCCACAAAACCUGAGUGGCGACAAGAAGAUAGAACACCGAGGAAAGUAAUGGCAUCUGGCUUCAGGUGCUGUUGAUUCCUCUUCAUUUCUUCAAACAACUCAAUUGCCUCUUCCGCCAGGCCGUGUUGAGCGUAUCCAGCUAUCAUCGAGUUCCAUGACACAAGAUCUCGAUUAUUGCUACUCAUGUUGUCGAAGACUAAAAGUGCAUCUUCUAGGCUUCCGCAUUUGCUGUACAUGGAAAUGAGGGAGUUGGCAACGUGGAGAUACGAGUCCAAACCCAUUUGAAGGGCUUGACAAUGAGC